UUUGUGUGGGACAUCGAACUCAAUGUGUGUGGUUUACAAUGUUUGGCGGAUGUGUUUGUUGGUAUUUUACAUAAACAUUCUUUCGUCUGAUUUGUUUGGGAAAAUAUCUUUACAUCUGCUGAUGUGUUUUACUUUAGUAUUCCAGGAACAGCUGAGUACAACGUUAUACAAGUUUGAAUUGUCUUGACACUGCGACGACCAGUCAGUCGACGACCGACUACCCCUCGCAAACUCGACUGCCUGAACCACCUGGUGUGUACUGUACACACAUAGCUACUGCUGCCGUGCGACUAGCGACUGUCACUGUGGCCACAUUCAUUGAUCUUUGGAACAAUUGUGUUCGUGAUACGUUUUGGGUUAUAAUAAUUAUGUAAACCUGGCCAGGUUAUGAGUGGGCUUAGCCUUACAGUAGGCCCAGGUUUGAAGUCUUUUCUGAAGUGUUUGAGUUUGACAAGAGACUGGAAAUAGCAUGGCUAGAAAUGCUGCAACCUUCGAUGACGCCCUGUACUGGACGGUCAAGGAGGUCGGCGACUGGCUGGAACGGAUUGGCUUUUAUGAAUAUAAAGAACCAUUGCAGACUGUUGGAAUCAAUGGCAAGGAGCUAUUUGAACUAUCAGAGAACAAGCUACGGAGGUUGCAUCCGACACGUAAUAUGCCAACAGGACGCAGUGACCCAGCUUCGAUGUUGUGGAAACAGAUAAAUAAAGUGAAGGAGAAUCGCCGUCCUGACCGUAAAAAAACAAAGAAUCCAUUUUCAGGAUCACGAUGGGGUGCCAGUGAGAAGAGGCCACCUCAAGCGCCAGAGCCGGAUUAUAACCAACCACCCCCGUCUCCCGGUAGACGAGAUGACGGAAGUGAAGAGGAAAACUGCUGGGGAAGUGAUUUCAGCAAUGAUGAAGAUGAAUUUGAGCAAGCAGAAGACAACCCAGCAUUGCUACAAGGAAAUACCCAAGGACGUACUGUGAGCUACAAUGGAUCAUCUACUUCCUCAUUCACCAAUCUGAGUUCAAGUGCAUCUGGGAAGGAGGAUGACUCCAGCCUGUACCUCGCUCCCAACACAGAUGAAGAUUUUGAUCAGACAUAUGAAGUACCGAGUGAACAGAUGAACAGCUCAUAUGGUGAUGAUGCAGGUGAUGAGAUAUACGAUGUACCCCAUGAUGAAGAAGAAAAUAAUCACCAAGCAUUUCAAAAAAGACAUCCUGGUGGGGGAAGAUCCGUUAGCCCACUUCCUCAAGUAAUCGCACCAAGGCCCCUGCCAUGCCCUCCUCCUCAUCUGCAAGCCCCUUGGCAGCAGCAGCAGCAGCAACAUCCAUCCCAAAUGCUGGAUCUUCCAGGUAGAAUCAGCCCUCGACCACCACUGUCUCCACGUCACUACAAAAGAGCACCAGAGAUCUCCCAAAAAGAGGAGAUAGAGCAGGAGAAUUAUGAAGUACCGUCUCUAGCAGAAGAGCCAGAGCAGUCCGAGUAUGAAGCCCCUAUGAUGGAGCAACAGGAAGAAGAAGAAGAGGAAGAGUACCUUGUAGCAGAUACAACAAGAGGGUUCAAGACCAGAAGGCUACCCGAGCUUCCACAAAAUGAUUCUGUUGGUUUCCCAUCACGUCCUCCAGCCCCUCUUCCGUCUAGUGGUGGUGGCCCUCCUCCAAGGCCCGUCAAACCCCCAGAUCUCCACUUCUCGUCUUCGGAUGAGGCCCUCCCUCCACCGAUCCCGGUGCGGCCUCCUGCGUCACGAUCUCCUGUUGAAACAAAGGCCUUCACAACCAAAGUCCUUCCAGACCCGCCCCCUCAAACUAUACGAAACAUUGUGAAAAGAACGUCCGGGGACCUUGCAUUUGGGAUAAACACGAACAAUGGUCUCCUUGAGGAAAGACGAGGUUUAAGUCAGCCGCCUCCUCCGUUAGCGGUGAGUACAAUGAAGCCACCACCACUGCCAAAGAAUAUACCAGAGACGCCCAACGGAAGUAGAGACCUGCUCAACACUGCUGCGAACAACGGCGACGGGAUCGCCAAAAUGUUGAACAAGUUUGAGAGGAAGGAUGAACCGGAGAUUAAACCACCUCAGCUUACACCAAGGCCACUGCUCAAGAAGCCUGACCCCGCCUCUAAGCCAACCCCUACCCGAAAACCCUGGCAGAAAUCUAUUCACGCUCCACCACAGGAGGUGAACCUUCCCCUGUCUACCCCAACAAGACAUACCCUGGCGUCGGCUGACAACAGAGCAGGCCAGCCUCCGAAACUUCCAUUGCCGCAGCCGUCCCCUCGGUCACAUUUGCCAGAUCCUGCUGACAUUGAGAGAAAUAGUGUGAAGCCAAUGCCUCAAAUUCCAGGCAAGGACCUGCACAAGCCCAUCAAGAAGUUUACACCUCAUUCACCAAAGGCUCAUCCAGAAAUUCCUAAAAAGAGUGAAGCAAUGGAAGAGAAAGUGCCGUUAAGGAGGGAGCCAGAGAAAGCGCCGUUAAGGAGGGAGCCAGAGAAAGCGAUCAGACAAGUUCCAAUGGUUCCUAAAAUGAGUGAUAUGACUGGGUAUCCAUGGUAUGAUGCUAAACUGAGCAGGGGCGAAGCUGACCGAAUUCUCAAAGAAACUAAGAAGGACGGUGCAUUUGUGGUACGGAACAGCGCUAGGCCUGACCAAACUACCCCCUACUCUCUUUCACUCUGGUUCAACAACAAAUCAAGAAACCUACACAUCAGGCUGCGGAGUGACGGCAAAUACGCCCUUGGAAAAUUCAAAGAAAAUGAACAGGUAUUUGACACACCAGUACUUCUGAUCCAGUAUCACAUGACCACGCCUCUAAUUCUGGCUGGAGAUGAAGGCAAGACCUGCCUCAAGAUAGCGGCUCCUAACUUCCGCUGAUGAAGAGGAGACGAGUGUGCCACUGGAGAGAAACCAACUCUCCAUGUGUGUUAAUCAACUCAAUCUAAACAGUGAAGUGCCUCUGUUGUGAGAUGAUAUGUAUUACUAUCACUAUGAAAAUCUUCUUCUUGAAAAUGGGGAUGAAAAUCUACUUUUCUCCUUGAAAUGGGUUUGAGCUUGGCUAGCUUUCCCUGAAACCAUGGUGAAAUUCACGGAGGAAGACUCUUUUUUUUCCUAGACGAUUUAAGGGAAUCUUAAAGAAUAUUGAAAGAGAAAUAGCUACAGAUACAGCAACGCUCUUAUCUGCUUGACCAUGACACUAUAAAAAGUUUGUUAGGCAAUAGCUCAGUAGAGAUCCACUAGUCAUAAUUCAUCUGUUUUCAGUAAGCAAGUGGUUGUUUGAUAAGACAUGAAUGAUUAUGACAAUUUGAACUACCUUUAUAUCCUAAAACGACAGCAGUGAGCAAUCUAUUGGCAGCAGGCAGACGAGUAUCAAGUACUGCCGAGUACUAGAGCAGCUGAGUGGUACUCGAUUACAAGUACUUGGGCUAUCAAGCACAAGUACUAGUAAUUUGAGUAUUCUGAUCUCCGAGUAGUGUGUCCAACGGCCGAGUACCAAGUAAUUGGAUCUAUGAGUACGAUAAAAAGAUGAGUACUUUAUGAAAAAGGUUUUGCAAAAUGAGGUCUUAAAUAUGACUUGUUUUAACCACUUCACAUUGGUUAUUCGAGAGAAGAAAAAAAUUCCAUGCUCACCCGCGGUUCUUUUUUUCUUGGUAAAUGUUUUGAGCUUCUGGAGUUAUCAAUAUCCUUUGACUUGAUAAAGGAAAGAGAACAACGGUUGUUAUAAUUUGGCACUAGAAUUUGAUGCUGUCUUGUGAGAAAAUAUGAGUAAGAACUUAUCGUGACUCAUUACAUUUUUUUACUCAUUUCUCAAAAUAUACAGCACCUCAGGAAGUAAUAUUUGAAGGGAAGCUUUCCACUA
Asterias rubens (European starfish) is the source of this 3833-nucleotide messenger RNA. Its product is annotated as formin-like protein 5. Gene Ontology annotation, biological process: cell surface receptor protein tyrosine kinase signaling pathway; intracellular signal transduction. Bases 470 to 2851 code for a protein of 793 amino acids. Gene Ontology annotation, molecular function: protein binding. Lineage: Eukaryota; Metazoa; Echinodermata; Asteroidea; Forcipulatida; Asteriidae. The transcript has 22 exons. The record is from RefSeq and is a predicted model, not a curated record.